This is a messenger RNA of Thecamonas trahens ATCC 50062, 723 nucleotides long. Its product is annotated as YhhN family protein. Lineage: Eukaryota; Apusomonadida; Apusomonadidae. Bases 1 to 723 code for a protein of 240 amino acids. Gene Ontology annotation, cellular component: membrane. The transcript has a single exon. The record is from RefSeq and is a predicted model, not a curated record.
AUGUCGGGCCAAGGGACAGCCAUGCUUGCGGUGGCACAGGCGGUGCCAUGGGAGACUGCGCUGAUGACAACGGCUGUCUGUGGAGCGCUGUUGGUUCUCGGCGAGCGCGUCGACUCGCAGCUUGCCAGGUGGGCUUUCAAGCCGGUCGCCUCGCUUGGCUUUAUCGCUGCCGCACUCGCUGCCCACACCUCUGUCUUUGGUGCAUAUCAUGAUUUAUGGGAUGUGUUCGAGGCUGAUGAUCCUGCUUCGGCCAUUGUCAUUGGUCUGCUUCUCUCCUGGUGGGGCGAUGUCUUGCUCAUUCCCUCCUCAGAGAUUGUCUUCAAGUCGGGCAUCCUCGCCUUUCUCCUCGGCCACCUCGCCUACUCGGUCGCUUUUCUUCGCAUGGGUGUUGAUGCCCGUGGCUGCGGCUUUGCCGUCCUGCCUGUCAUUCCCUUUGCUUACAUCGUUCUUUGCUGGUUGAUGCCUGAUGUACCGUCAGACAUGGUUGCCCCGGUCAUCGCCUACAUCCUGGUCAUCUGCUCCAUGGUCGUCCUCUCGGUCGGCGCCUACGCUGCUGGUGCCGACGAGCUCUUCCCCAUCGGUGCCAUCGCAUUUCUUUUCUCGGACCUCUUUGUCGCCCGCGAGCGCUUUGUCGCCCCAGGCUUUGUCAAUCGUGCCAUCGGCCUCCCGCUCUACUACGGCUCGCAGCUCAUCCUAGCCGCCGCCAUCUACCGCCUUGUCUAA